Xenopus laevis (African clawed frog) is the source of this 1658-nucleotide messenger RNA. It is a transcript of the gene tspan11.S, whose product is annotated as tetraspanin 11 S homeolog. NCBI's taxonomy places the organism in Eukaryota, Metazoa, Chordata, Amphibia, Anura, Pipidae. Gene Ontology annotation, cellular component: plasma membrane; membrane. The transcript is spliced from 8 exons. The record is from RefSeq and is a predicted model, not a curated record. Bases 236 to 1021 code for a protein of 261 amino acids.
AAGCCAAUUUAACCUUCAAGUUUUUUUUUCUGAAACGAUCAUAAUACCACAGGAUCUGGCUCCGUCAGCCAAAUGAUAAGGCACGCUCACUAAAAGCUGCUGUCUCAGGCUUUAAUAGAACCUCAAGCUUUUAGUAAAACAACAUUGAUUUCAUUUUGUUUAGCUCAGAGUCCCUGCAGAGGAGACGUUAAAGUGCCUGAGCUCGGCCGUAACGCAACAUCACGGGGCUGCUGCAAUGGCGCGGAAAUACGAAGAGGAAAAAGAUGACAGGGGAGGCGUCUUCCUGAAAUAUCUGCUUUUUGUGUUCAAUUUCCUGUUUUGGAUGGGUGGCGCUGCUGUCAUUGCUGUAGGAGCCUGGACCUUGAUGGAAAAGAGCGGCUACAUAAAUUUCCUUGCCACCAGUACACUUGCCGUGUCUGCGUAUAUUCUCCUUUUUGCUGGAGGGAUGGUCAUGGUUACCGGAUUCCUUGGCUGUGGAGCAAUGAUUCGAGAGCACAAAGGCUGCCUCUCAGUGUAUUUAUCAAUAUUAAUUUCCGUCUAUGCGGCAGAGCUGGCUGCAGGGGUAUUGGCUUAUCUGUACCAUGAGACGAUAAGCGAAGAGCUGAAGCAGAAUCUCAAUAAGACCAUGGUGGAGACCUACGCUGAGCCGGCAAAGAAGCACAUUACUAACACCAUUGAUCAUCUCCAGCAGGAUUUCCAUUGCUGUGGAAGUGACAGUUUCGAUGACUGGCGACACAGCAAGUACAUCGGCUCAGCGCUCUCGGAGGAUAGACUAGUCCCCGACAGUUGCUGUAAAACAAAGACCCUGUAUUGUGGGAGACGAGACCAUCCGUCUAACAUAUACAGAGUGGAGGGAGGGUGUAUAACAAAGCUGGAAGAGUUUAUCCAAGAACAUCUCUUGCUUAUUGGAGCCGUGUCUAUAGGAAUUGCAUGUUUGCAGCUCGUUGGCGUGUUACUGACAGCCUGUUUCCUCUGCGUUCUCUAUAGGGAAGAGAAGGAGGAUUCCUAUGAUGUCAUGUGAUUGUGCUCAUUGUAUCGUCCUCUUACAUCACUUCCAUUGGAUAUUGAUUGGUCAGUGGGUAAUUAACUGGACUGAUACACUGACUGAAGAUAAGUGGGUUUAAGAGUAGAAAAGUGAAGGCAUCUGAGAAUGGUUCCUUGUGGCCCAUCCAUUAGUGCAUGUCUAGGGGAUCCCUUAGUCCUAUAUAAAUCCAAUCCUGUAGAUGUUUCCCUUUGUCCGUCAUAACCUACAUACCGGCUGCUCCCAUGUAACUAGUUAUUAUCCUGUGUGUAACAUGGUAUGAGCAGCUCUCUACAUUCAUGGUGGUGUUCAAAGGGCACUAAACCCGUUUACACUUCACUACUCAACCACAUUAUAUAUUGCUGGACUACAAAUCCAAGAAUACUUUAAAAUAGUGUCAAUGUUAAGGCAUGCUGGGAAAUGUAGUCCCCAGCUCUCUAGGGGCCAUGGCUACAUUAAAAUGCUAAAUUAUCCUCCAAUAAGCAAAUCUGUGUUCUUUGUUCCUGCAUUUAGAGUUUAAAAUCGUUAUUGAAACCAGUAACACGAAAAUGUUAAUAUGGUUAAUGUUUUUUGGUGUCCCAGUCCAAUACUGCCUCUCCCCUUGCUCUGUCCCAAUAAAAACAAAUUACUUGUCCAA